Messenger RNA from Orcinus orca (killer whale), 4308 nucleotides. It is a transcript of the gene DNASE1L2, whose product is annotated as deoxyribonuclease 1 like 2. The record is from RefSeq and is a predicted model, not a curated record. The coding region runs from base 724 to 1659 and encodes 311 amino acids. Gene Ontology annotation, cellular component: nucleus. Gene Ontology annotation, biological process: DNA catabolic process. Gene Ontology annotation, molecular function: DNA nuclease activity. The transcript has 6 exons. NCBI's taxonomy places the organism in Eukaryota, Metazoa, Chordata, Mammalia, Artiodactyla, Delphinidae.
CUGCUGCUGCCUUGCCCAGCUGGAGCUGUGACCCCAGCUUCCUGAGGCCCAUAGAGGUGGGUGGGAGGGGAUGCUGCUUCCUAGCCUCCAACCCUGGGGCCUCCCUGGGGCCGGGGAAUGAGACUGGGAGACCCAGGAGUCUCGGCUUUUUACCUUGAGGUGACAGCACGUGGAGAAGCAGCAGGAGAUGCUGGGCCACAAAUGGGGCCGGUCUUUCCUGAUUGUGUUGACUUAGUUUCCCUGAAGAGAUGCAGCUUGAGGGAGAUUCUGGGUGACCGAGUUUCUCGGGGGCAGGGACAGGAGCAAGACCUGGACCGUGGGCAUGUCUGGUCCUCUUUCCCAGUCCUGAUGUAGCUCUUGGGCUGGCAGGGCCUUCUGAGUCCCUGUUCUAACAGGCUUGGGGGCACCACAGCAGUCUCAAGGUGGAUCCCCUGCCGACUUGCCCUGCGGGGGUGUGGGUGGUCUCUGUGGGAAUGGGAGCUAGGAGUUACAGUGUCCAAUUCGUGGAGGGGGCGGGACGCAGUGCAGUCCCGGCCCCUCCCUGGAGCAGGGUUUCAAAUACUCACGGAGCUGGGGCGCCAGAGCUGCUGCUAGACCAAGCUCUUGCAGUCUGUCCUGUGCUGCAGACACACCCCCAGCUGGGACCUCUGACUUCUACUGGGACCCAGAUCCUAAGCCUCUGACACAGCCAAUCCACAUCCCUCAGCCCGCCAGCUUUGCGCCAUGGGCAGGCCCCUGGCCUUAUUGGCUGCGCUCUGGGCGCUAGGGGCUGCAGGAGACGCGGCGCUGCGCAUCGGAGCUUUCAACAUCCGGAGCUUCGGCGACAGCAAAGUGUCAGACCCGGCCUGCAGCGGCAUCAUCGCGCAAAUCCUGGCUGGCUAUGACAUCACGCUGGUGCAGGAGGUGCGGGACUCCGACCUGAGCGCCGUAUCCGCGCUAAUGGAGCUGAUCAACAGGUAUGGCGGGCAGGGCCCAACGUGGGCCCAGGUCUCCGAGCGAUGCCUUGACCCCGGGCUUGGCCGGUGUCUCCGCAGCGUGUCCAGGCACGAGUACAGCUUCGUGAGCAGUAAGCCCCUGGGUCGGGACCAGUAUAAGGAAACGUACCUGUUCGUCUACAGGAAGGACACGGUGUCGGUCGUGGACACGUACCAGUACCUGGACCCGGAGGACGCCUUCAGUCGUGAACCUUUCGUGGUCAAGUUCUCGGCACCCGGGUCAGCUGCCGAGGAGUUAGUGUUGAUUCCGCUGCACGCGGCACCGCACCAAGCUGUAGCCGAGAUCGACGCGCUCUACGAUGUGUACCUGGACGUGAUAGACAAGUGGGGCACCUACGUAAGCCCCUAUGUCCGUGCGGCUCCGCCCUGCCCCACGGCCCAGGGUCCCGGAGGACAUGCUGUUUCUGGGCGACUUCAACGACGACUGCAGCUACGUGCAGGCUCAGGACUGGCCGGCCAUCCGCCUGCGCAGCAGCGAGGUCUUCAAGUGGCUCAUCCCGGACAGCGCCGACACCACGGUGGGCAAGUCAGACUGUGCUUACGACCGCAUCGUGGUCUGUGGUGCCCGCCUGCGCAGCAGUCUGAAGCCCCAGUCGGCCGCCGUAUACGACUUCCAGGAGGAAUUUGGCCUGUACCAGGCUCAGGCGAGUGCUGGGCCCAGUAGGAGCAAGGCCCAACCUCAGUACACCUGGCGCUCCCCUCCCUGCACUGUUUCUAGAAAUGGCCCUUAGAGGUUCAGUUCUGGCUGAAUGGAACAAAUCUGGGAUGGCAGUACAGGAAGCUCUUUACCUCCCCAGAGUGGGGUCCCGAGGCCAUGCUCCCACCGAACCCGCACAGCUGGGAUGGAUAGCCCAGGCCUCGCUGGUCUGUUCCCCCACCCCCAGAUGCAGUGGUUUGUGGACACCCAGUGGGCCCCUUCCUGGGGGGAGAUGGGGCAGUUUUCUGGGGGUGGAGCCUGAUGGAGGACUGGCUGCUCAGCAGGGCCUCAGAGUUGGUCCCUUCUCCCUUCAGGCCCUGGCCAUCAGUGACCAUUUUCCUGUGGAGGUGACCCUCAAGUCCUACUGACAGCCCUGAACCCUGGCCAGGGCAGGCUGCCUGCAGACUCUGGCCACAAGGAGGAAGCCCCACAGGGCUGCAGGGUAGGGUCAGCUGGGCCUGGACAAGUGAUGGGACUACUUCGAGCCUGUUUCCCCAUCGUGAAAUGGGCCGCCACCACUACCUCAUAAAGUUGUGAGAAGCACCUCGUAGAGCACUGGGCAUACAGCUGAGCUCAAUAAACAGCGAACCCUCAGCCAGGACCACACACACGUGUUGGCUCCGAAGCCUUCAUGUCCUUUCUUAGGACUCAGCUCUUCUGGGGCACAAACCUUCGUCUUGCAGCCAAGCAGGUCCCCGGUCCCAACCCAUUUAGGGGACAGGGACAGCCUGGCCUGCCCAUUCCACAUCCUGCUGGGAACUGACCACCUCCAGAGCAGGCUGGCUCCAGAAGGCAGCUCCUGUGCUCACUGGCUGAAGCUCCCUGCUCGCUCUUUGUGCAAACUAAAUGCUUUCAAGCACCUGUACUGAGUGCAGCUGGGGUAAGUGCUCACACAGGGUGUAGGGUGGAUGUGUGAGGCCAACCUCCCAGUCUUCAGUGUUCCUCCUAUGGCCCCGGUCCCCAGGCCUGCAGGCCACUCACAGGCACUUGUGUAUGAGGGUCCUUUCCUACCCAGCACUGCAGUUGGCAGGCGGGAGGUCAAGAAGGCUGGCCCCCUGCAACCAGCCGGCUGGCGGUGCUGGGACAUGUGGAGAGCCUCCUCAGUGGUGAGCAGGCAGGUUGGGUUAAGGUCCUGUCCACAGAACCUGAACAGCUCACAGUGGUUACAGCCCCUUCAAAGGUGCCUUCCUGGUAGCUUCUUCCUCAGGAGCCCUGGGCUGGGCAAGGACUCAGCAGGGAGGACAGUGGCCUGCACCCUGAGUAAACCCAUCACCUGAGGAUUGGGAACAAGUAGACUGGGGUACACAGUGUAAAUGACAGGGGCCUGAUGAGGUUUCUGGUUUUCGAAGCGUCUCACCUUCGGCAGGAUUUAACUGGCCUGAAUUGUAUGGGAGAGAAAAACCUUUGUUUCAAGAAUCUGAACAAGCUUUUCUUGUUAGAUCUUUCUAAAGUCAGAUUUAGGACACCUGUGAUGUAAAAUGCCUCCCUCCUCCCUCUCCAAGUCACCCAAUUUCUCUGAAAUUUAUACAGGCUUUCCAUCCAAACAAAAAACCAUGGCAGCCCAAGGGCUUUUCCCUUUUCCUUUUCUUGUGUGGCUUGCCAGGGCCCACAACUACCUGGCCUUAUGCCUCCAGCAGUCAGGCAUCCCACCAGCCAGGGAUGGGAAACUCAAGGGCUUUAUUCUGCUCUGGGAGAGGAGACACUCAACAGUGACAUCGCUGAGGUCCAGAAGGGUGCCAUCUACCACUUUAUGAUUCCCAAAUCAAGACACUGCUUGCCAGCUGUGCCCAUCUGCCCACCCGCCAGGCACAAAGGGUACUCGUGAGUGGUAACAGGCCUUAGGACUAUGGCUACAAGGAACAGGCCUUUUAGGGAGAUGAGCAAAACAAAGAGCUAAAAGUACGUUUAAAUUGGAAAACACCUUCUUUAAAUCCCUUGGAACCAUAGGGCCCCCAGAAGGGUGCAAACGGCUAAAACCCCUGCAUGGCAGCCCAGCCCUUAGCCUUUCUUUUGUUUGAGCUUUUCUAAGUACAUCUGCAGGGACUUCUGGAUGGAGUCUCUGGAGAUGAAACUGACAAAGUUCUGGAUGUCCGUGUCGCGCUGCUUCACCAGGCGAUCUACCGUGGUCUUUCGCAUCAUGUUCUUGGUCAGCUGUCGAGCGUGAUCUAAAGAAGAUGGGUCCCACCUGUGAAAACCCAUGCUCUUCUCUGGGACAGUGGUAUUCCCAAGCUUUCCAAGGGAGUUCCAACUGAAACUCCGGUAGAAAACUUAGAAAAUUCAAAUGAGCAAAGAGAAGAAAAUGAAAGCCACCUGUUCCCUACUGUCCAUCGAUUUCCUUUAAAAUCAUACAGGAUGAUAUUGUGAAAGUUGCCUUUUUAACCUGUUAUUUUCCCUCAACUAUAUUGUCGGCAAUAUUUUCCAUGUCACUACAUACUCUUUUACAACAUAAUUAAUGGCUGCACGGUAUUCAGGCAUUUGUCUGUGUCAGGCAUCGGCAAACCUGGCCCCCCAGAGCUCAAGAGCCAAGAAUGGUAUUUACAUUUUUAUAUAGAUGGAAAAAAUUUUAAAAGGGUAAUAUUUUGUGAUACGUGAAAAUUACAUGAAAUUCAGAAUUCG